This is a messenger RNA of Theobroma cacao (cacao), 3509 nucleotides long. RefSeq names its product topless-related protein 1-like. The record is from RefSeq and is a predicted model, not a curated record. Gene Ontology annotation, biological process: regulation of DNA-templated transcription. Lineage: Eukaryota; Viridiplantae; Streptophyta; Magnoliopsida; Malvales; Malvaceae. Gene Ontology annotation, molecular function: protein binding.
GAGCUUGUGUCAUAGAGAGAAGAAAAGAAAAAAGAGAGAAAACACAGACAGGUCGAGUCCUCUGUUUCUGUUCAUUUGCUCUGUUUCCUCCUCCUUUCUGCAAGUUCAUUUGGAAGUUGUGGAGAUAAGGAGGUUUGGUUUCAAUGGCGGCUUCGCUUAGCGAAGAUCUAAUCAUCCUGAUCCUGCAGUUCCUCAACGAGGAAAAGUUCAAGGAAGCUGCUCACAUGCUCGAGAAGGAAUCAGGACUAUUCUUUAGCAUGAAGUACUUUCAGGACCUGGUCCUCGGUGGGCAAUUUGACGAGGCUGAGCAGUAUCUUUCAGGCUUCACCAAAGUUGAUGGUAAUCGUUUUUCCAGGAAGACAUAUUUCGAAAUCCGCAAGCAAAAGUAUCUCGAGGCAUUGGACAAGCGUGAUAGGGACAAAGCUGUCGACGUCCUCACCAAGGAGCUCAAAUUUUUUGCCUCUGAAAAUGAGAAUUUGUUCAAGGAUAUCACUUACCUGCUGUCAUUAGACAAUUUCAGGGAGAACAGCCAAUUAUCAACUUACGGAGAUACAAAGACUACAAGAAAAGCUAUGAUGGUCGAGCUCAAGAAGCUUAUUGAGGCAAACCCUCAUUUUAACGGCAAGUUGGAGAUUCCUGACGUUAUAAAUUCAAGGUUAAGGAUGCUCAUUAAUCAAAGCUUAAAUUGGCAACACUCCCAUUGUUCAAAUCCUAGCAGAAAUCCUGACAUAAGAACUCUUUGGGUGGAUCACAGUUGCAGAAAUUCUACUGAUCCACAUACACAACUUGCUACAAGCAGUCAGCUUGCAGUUUCUGCACAAAACACAGAAGGUUUCAUUCCGUGGUCUUCAAAUGGGGCAUUCCAACCUACAUUAAAUCCAUGGUUGGCAACUCUUUCAAGCAUGAGUCAUCCAGUAGUUUCUGGCGAAGGUGUUGGUUUGGGUGGCCCAACAAAUCUCGCUGCAAUGUCGAAGGGUCCUGGGGAUUCUGAUAGUGUGUCAAUGGCAAGGCUCUUAGCAUUUCCUGACAGGACAAUGCUACCAGGAACGAGUCUCUCUCCAAUUACUGAUUUUCAAUUAAACGCUACUGAAGAAUUGCCCAAGACUGUUGCACGCUCAUUGAACCAAUCAUCAGUUCCCACAAGCAUGGACUUUCAUCCUGCUCUACAAACUUUCCUUCUGGUUGGAACCAACGUUGGUGAAAUAAGUUUGUGGGACGUUAGUUCUGGAGAGAAGAUGGUUUCAAGAAAUUUUCAGGUGUGGGAUCUUGGAACAUGUUCGAUGCCAUUGAAGGCAUAUUUAAUCGAAGGUUCAUCUUUCUCAAUAAGACGCAUCGUAUGGAGCUCGGACGGUUCUGUAUUUGGAGUUGCAUAUUCUAAACAUAUGAUACAGUUGUACGCUUAUCAUGGAGGGAAUUACAUUCGACCGCAUUUGGAGAUUGAUGCUCACGUUGGCGCUGUGAAUGAUCUAUCAUUCUGUAACACCAAUAUGGAAGCUGCUUUUGUUACUUGUGGUGAUGACAUGACCAUCAAGGUGUGGACUGUACUUACUGGUGCUAGGUUGUACACAUUUGAAGGUCAUGAGGCAGCGGUACAUUCUGUCUGUCCUCGUUCCAAAGAAAAUGUCCAUUUUAUCUUUUCAACCUCCGUGGAUGGAAAGAUAAAGGCAUGGUUAUACGAUUCAAUGGGAUCCAGCGUCGACUAUACUGCUCCCCGUGGUGCCUGUAUGACAAUGGCCUACAGUGCUGAUGGGAAAAGGUUAUUCUCAUGCGGAACCACAGAAGAAGGGGAGACUCACUUGGUUGAAUGGAAUGAAAUCCAAGGUUCUGUGAAGAGAACAUAUCAAGGAUUUCACAAGCCAUCCUUGGGAUCGGUGCAGUUUGAUACUUCUAAUAGUCGCUACUUGGCAGCUGGUGAUGACUAUUCAAUUAAGUUCUGGGAUAUGGACCAUUGCGUGCUUUUAGCAACUGUUGAUGCUGAGGGAGGACUACCGGCAUGUCCACGUAUCCGCUUCAACAAGGAGGGCUCCUUGUUGGCCGUUGCUGCAAAUGAUCAUAAGAUAAAAAUCUUAGCAACAGUUGAUGGUCUUCGAUUGAUUGGUACACAGGAAACUCAUCCCCUUAUUUUUUCAAGACCAGCAUCUGAUGCUCCAGCAAGGAAUGAUGACAUAGAAAUGGAGGAUAUCAGAUCAAGAUCAGCUGAAGAAGUAAACCCAGCAAGAGCAGGCAAGCUCAUCAAUAAAAUUAGUGCACCUGCUCAAUUUCGUUCACUGAAACUCUCAGCUGAUGUUGAAGUAGAUGAGAUCUCAAGGUUGAGUUAUACUAAUUCAGCCAAUGGCAUUUUGGCAUUAGCAUCUAAAGGCAUUCAUCUACUGUGGAAGUGGCCACAAGCCAACCUCAAUUUCAAUGGGAAGGCAACAACAAAGGUUACCCCUCUAUUUACAGUACCACCAUCUGGCAUGUUAAUGACCAAUGAUGUGAUUAAGGGUAGUUAUGAUGACGCUCUGCCCUGUUUUGCAUUGUCCAAGAAUGACUCUUAUCUCAUGUCUGCAUCAGGAGGCAAAAUCUCCUUGUACAACAUGACUACAUCAAAGACUAUGACAACUUUCCUGGCUCCACCACCUGUGGCAACAUGUUUUACUUUUCACCCUCAAGAUAACAAUAUAGCUGCUAUUGGCAUGGAUGAUUCUACAAUUCACAUAUAUAAUGUUCGCCUAAGCCAGGUCAGCGCCAGGCUUAAUGGUCACUCUAAGAGAAUCACCGGCCUUGCCUUUUCCCAUCAGUUAAAUAUACUUGUUUCUGCAGGAGCUGAUGCACAGAUCAUUGUGUGGGAGUUUGGUCGUUGGGAAAGUAAGAAAAAUUUUUUCUUGCUAACUCCAGGAGAAAGGAGACGCAUAGGAAGGUCAGACACCCAGGUUCAAUUCGACAAGGAUCAGAUACACUUGGUUGCUGCGAAUGGCAAUCAGCUCGCCAUAUAUGACAUGAGGAAACUGGAGUCUAUGAAGCCGUUUGUAGCAAUAGAAGUUCCAUCAGCAAUCUCCCAUGCAACAUUCUCCUGUGAUGGUCAGUUGGUGUACUGCAGUUUAUUGGAUGGAACAGUGCGCAUAUUUGGGGCACCAAAUCUUCAAAUACAAUGCCAGAUAUACCCCACUGCUUAUCUUCCCUCUGAUGCCAGAUCGCCAGCACAUCCGCUCGCGCUUGCCGCACAUCCCCGAGACCCUAACCAGUUUGCCAUGGGACUAGCAAACGGCAGCGUUUAUAUCUGUGAACCGCUCGAAUCUGAGGGUAAAUGGGACGUGGCCUAACAUACUGAUGACAUGAAUGGAGCUUCAAGCAGCAUUCCUCCUCCCUAGUGUUAGACCAACCCUAGGGCUUAAUAUUGGAACUUUGAGUCAAUCAAUACAUCUGUGUAUAUAUUUGAUUUAGUUUUCUCUUUAUGUAAAAACUGGUAGACAGAUUGAGUUUAUCUCUCUUCUAUAAAAAAAAAAAAAAGAAUAAUGGUGGCAGGUUUA